This is a messenger RNA of Bactrocera tryoni, 3205 nucleotides long. RefSeq lists its product as uncharacterized. The transcript is spliced from 2 exons. Lineage: Eukaryota; Metazoa; Arthropoda; Insecta; Diptera; Tephritidae. The record is from RefSeq and is a predicted model, not a curated record. Bases 464 to 1114 code for a protein of 216 amino acids.
CUUAAAAACAAGCUUGUUGGCAACACUUCAAUUGUGAGUGUAGUUUAUUUUUGACAGGUUGUCACGCUGCGUUUAAAUUUACCGUUACGUUUCGUAUGAGUUUUACUAGUGUGCAAAGCUAAAAUUAAUUUCACAAAAAAAAAUUUCAAAACAAAAAUAUAUAUACAUAUAUAUUGUUAUCGGAUUCUAUUCAAAAUUUUAUUGUUGCAAAGGUAAGUAGUUCUUUUUACCUUUUACAUACAAGUGAAAGUGAAAAAUGAAAUAAAGUAUCGGGUGAGAAAACAAAAUGGAAGAGUGCCUCAGGGCACUUAUAACAGUUUACAUGAAAAUUUGUGUUUUCUUUUUAUUGUUUUGUUAUGUUUUUUUUGCAGUGCCUGCCAUUGUUUUAUAGCUGAAAAUGGAUUUUCGAAACCGUAAAAAGGUCAAACUGAGCGAAAUGACCGAUUAGCAAAUUUGUGAAUUUAUGGAAUCGGUUGAAACAGACGAAGAAGCUGAUUUUAGUAGCGAUGACGAUAUGAAUGAUCCGGAUUUCGAACCUAAUGAAAUAAGCCCCGAAGAUGAACGGUACAUAUCGGAGGUAGUUCACCAAAUCGAUGAAGACGAAUCUGCUUUUUUGAAUAAAGCGGACAAGUUUUCGUUGAACUUGAGUGCAAUCAAGGAAGAUCUUCCCUCAACUUCGCCAAAUGAAGAAGUUGAAGAAGCUUCAGGAGAAGAAGGGCCAUCAACUUCAACACCACGUUUGAAGCCACCAAAACGUGCCCAUUCCCUUUUGCCUGAAUUUGAUUGUAGUGGUCAGUCUAUUGUGCCUUCCUCUGGAGGUUUCAGCGGAACAGCAAUAACCAAAGAUUCGGCUGAGUUUUCCAAAGUUAUAUGGCGAAAAAGAUCGAUGUGUUUGCAUGUAAAUGAGGUGGCCUUCCGUGGUGACUCAAGCCUACCAUCUUCAAUCAAAGAGCUUAGAACUCCGAUGGAGAUAUUUCGCUAUUUCUUCACUAAGAAAAUGGUUGACAAGAUUGCUUUAGAAUCGAGCUGGACAGCUCGCAAUGUCGAUAUCAACUCCAAGUUCAUAACACCCGCGAAGAAAUUUACAAAUACAUUGGCAUUCUUGUUUACAUGAGCAUUUACCGCUAUCCCAAUUUGGAAAGCUAUUGGGGCCCAAAUGCGUUUCAACCAAUAGCAAAAACGAUGCCUAAAGCAAGGUUUAUGGCGAUAAAACAAUAUUUGUCUUUUCGUGAUGAAAACACUAGGGCCAAAAAAGGAGAGCCUGGUUAUGAUGCGUUGUUCCGUAUUAGAGCGUUGUCUGAUUUUUUUAAACACACGGUUUGAUUCCGUACCCAAAACAGCCCGAUUGUGCGUCGAUGAACAAAUGUGUGGCACCAAAAAUACAUGCCAAACAAACCACACAAGUGGGGCAUCAAAUUAUUCGUGUUAUGCGAUACAAGCGGAUUCGCUUAUCGCUUCGAGGUUUAUAAUGGUGCUGGCGACAAUGUGAUCUUACCAGGACAACCAGAUCUUGGAGCCACGUCGAACGUUGUUGUUCGUUUAUCGCAAACUAUACCAAACUUCAGGAAUCACAUUCUGUAUUUUGAUAAUUUUUAUACAUCGUUGCCGUGUUGGUAUUAUUGCGAGCUCGAGGCAUAUUUAGUUUAGGCACCUUACGAAUUCCUCGAAUUCAUGUGAGUAUAUGGGGAGAGCAUAUAGUGUUGGCAUAACCACAGUCUUAUGGAAAGACAAUAAAUUAGUACGAUUGGCAUCAACAUACUACGUCGGCGUUCAACCAUUUCAAAGAUCCAAUACAGAUGCAAACAAACAGCCAUCGAAAGCAGCUCGCUACGACAGAAAGGCGAAGAAAUAUUUGGAAAUUGAUUGUCCUCAAAUAAUCAAAGAGUACAAUAAUCACAUGGGCGGUGUUGACUUGAUGGACGCUCUGAUCGGCCGGUACCACAUACGAGCGAAGUCAAACGAUGCAAUAACUCGAUUGUUUUACCAUUUCAUUGACAUGGCGAUCACAAAUGCGUAUUUACCACAUAAACGGAUUUAUGCAGAAAAGGUAACUGACUCAAGUCAUGAAUCAGCCAAACAUGAACGGGUUUUGCAGUUCCCGCGAUUUCGUGAAGCUGUAGCUGCUAUAGAGCCAAGCAAUUCGGGAGUUGGCCAAAAGUCAAAACAUCCCGUACAUGAAGUGCACUACGAUGGUCAAGACCAUUUUCCAAUUUGGCUUGGCAAAGAAGGCGGAAAAAAAUGGUGUAAACUCUGUAAGAAGUCGCAAACAAAGUGUGUUUGCUCCAAAUGCAAUCUUCAUUUGUGCUGCACCAACGCAAAAAACUGUUUAAUUAUCACAAUAAAAAUUAGUUCUUUUGAAUAUAUUUCGUGUUUGCUUAUCUUUCAUCUUUGCUUUAUCUUUCUUUUCCAAUCUACUACUCUGUCGUGUAUACCACAUCAUAUAUUUGGCAUAAACUGUCAUGAGCGCCCUGAGGCACUCUUUACCUUUUGCCUACCUGUCAUUCGAAAAAAACACGCAAAUCACUUGGGGAUGUUUUUUUUUGAAAUACUUUACACUCUAAUUAUUCCAUAACAAAAUUCCCACUCGCCUUCUUCCACGCUGAGAGUUUUGAGUGAUAGAGGGUUAAGCGAUUUAAAGAUGUGCGUUGUCUCUAGAGUUUUGGCCGUUCGGGCCGCCCGCGUAAGUAGUAAGAAAAUGUUUGUGGCACGUAUCCAACAAAGGUUAUUGCUGUCCUUAGGAAAGAAUUAUGUAUGUAAACAUGCGCAUCCGAAAACAGUGCGGUGUGUGCUAUUCGAAUUGGGUGGGGUGCAAGUCCAGAAUAGCUCGAAAAAAUCCUCUUAUUAGCCAGGUUAAUAAAAAAAAACCUUUAGAAUUUUCUAGAGUAUAAAAACAAAUUUCUCGACUUCUAGGACAAAGUAUUCUUCACAGACGAAAACAGAUUUAACAUUUUCCAAAGCGAUGAUCGAAUACAGAUAUGGAGACAAUAUUAGUUAUACCGUAAAACAAUAUGGAGUCAUGGUUUGAGGAUGUAUGGCUUCGUCAGGCGUUGAGAACUGAGUAUUUGUUGAUAGAGUAAUGUCCAAAACUUUAUAUAUGAACAUAUUGAAAGAAAACUUGCAACAAAGCGAAGAAAAGUUGAGUCUUGUGGAUCAAAUAUACUGUGGGCAAUAUAAUGAUUCCAAACAUACAGUCCCACGUUCUUGC